AUGGACAAGCUAAUCAACGAAGAUGGCAUCCUCUUAGCCACAAACCAAUUUCGAACAGACGGACAAGUCCCUGCCCUGAGUGACUUCUUCAAGACUUUCAGGUUCCAAGUUUUCAAGGUUGAUUUUGAAGACGGCGAGAGCUGGGCUAUUCGUGUGCCAACCGUUUCCCCAAGCUCUCCUGGUCUCAUCGUUUAUCUUGUUGAGGCUGAAGCUCGUGCUCUCACAGAGCUGGAGGAAAAGGGAUUCAAAUGGGCCCCGAAGCUGAAGGGCUGUGAUCUCACAUUCGACAAUCCUAUCGGACAUCCUUUCAUUGCCACAACUUGGAUACAGGGCACUCGGCUAGUGUGGACUGAUGAUUUUCCCUCGCGACCUAUUCGUGACAAAGUACUUGAGCAGCUCGCUAAGAUACAAGCUGAAUUGAUCGAAUGCUCCCAGGAGAAUAGACCCACCACUGCUACGGAGCAUUACACGAAAGUGAUUCAGAACAAGAUCGUCCGCAUACGUGAUGGGAAGCUUCCGGAGCUUACAGAGCAAGACGUUUCCGAUCAACAGAGCCUCCUACCUACUGUCCUCAUACCCGAUCUGGAUGAAACCUCCUGGGCGAUCGAUCACGGCGAGCUUGCAGGGGAGACAAUACUUGUGGAUUCUGAGCACGAUAUUAUGGGUAUCACCAAUUGGGACCUCUCUGCAAAGAUGCCCUUACAACAGGCAGCUACCUUUCCCCGACUCCUCCGUCUCCAAGACCUUGCUGUAACACCGAGCGCCACUAUCAAGAAAGAUCAGGAAACAUACCUUGCAUCAAUUCUCGCGCAGGAUACAAAUGCUGCGAAAUCGAUGGCGGUCGUACAAAAUGCGAAAGAUGCAGACUUCUAUGCUUUCUUUUUGGACUCGAUCAUCAGCAAAUCACAGCACCGAGAGCUGGCGAGCCAUAAGUGGAAGAAGGCUGUCGCCUUUCAAAAGGAUCAGUGA
Molecule: messenger RNA, 969 nt
Organism: Penicillium pulvis
Lineage: Eukaryota; Fungi; Ascomycota; Eurotiomycetes; Eurotiales; Aspergillaceae
Exons: 3
Coding region: 1-969 (322 amino acids)
Source: RefSeq, a predicted model, not a curated record